UUCCGGUCGGGACGGUUUGAUAGUCGCAGAACACAGCAGGCUGAGUAUGAAGUGAGUGGUCUGUGAUACGUCAGGCUCUGUACAACAUUACAAAAAUUUGGAAUAUUCGCUUUGUAAUACAGAAACUCAUAAUCCAUGUUUUGAAAACAGGAAAGAAGGCUCAUAACUAUCACUAUGGACGUCCUCAGACGGCCUGCCGUGUUGGAUGAUGCGGUUCAGUACCAGUUAUUUUUAGUUACACCUGAUUCCUCUAAGCCCCAUACCCGCGACACAGAGUAUCUGCAGCAAUUGGUACAGAAGAUCCUCGCAGAGUUUGCCCCUCUCCUAGUUCAAUACAUUUGGCAACAUGAACCCUUCAAUAUCAACUACUAUCCAGAAAAAGGAGGUGUUCCUGCCUAUAUUGGAGGUUCCACUAAAUAUGGGGAUAACGUAGAGGAUGAAUGGUUCAUUGUAUACCUUCUUCAACAGAUCACACUUGCAUUUCCUGAACUUGCUGCCAGAGUUCAGGAUAACGACGGGGAGUUCCUCCUUAUUGAAGCUGCAAAUUACCUUCCUAAAUGGCUGAAUCCCGAGAGCAGUGAAAAUAGGGUGUUCUUCUACCGAGGGGAACUGCACAUCUUGCCUAUACCUUCUCACGCUGGGGACAUGGGCUGGCCUAAGGAUGUGGUCCCCAGCGAGGAGGAAGCCUUGGCCUUCCUCGUCACACACAAAGAAGCCUGUUUGGCAAGCAGCAGAAUCUGCUCUGCAGUUAAGAAGAAGAUUGAAGGGUACCCUGAGAAGAUCCGCAACAGUCUGCAUCGCGCUCACUGUUUUGUCCCAGCUGGGGUAGCUGCCGUCCUGGCCAGACGGCCGGACCUCAUUGCCCCCGCAGUGUUGGCCUUUUACUUGCGAGACCCGCUGGACCUCCGCGCCUGCCGCUCCUUCCGCACCUUUCCGGCAGAGACCCGAGUUCUCACCUCAGUGCUGUUCACACGGUGUCUGUAUGCUCAGCUUCAGCAGCAGCACUUCACUCCCGACCGACACAGCAGCUUCAUCCUUCCAUCCCGCUCGCAGCCACAUUACCGCGCGCAUGAGCUGGGCAUGAAGCUGGCCCAUGGUUUCGAGAUCUUGUGCUCGAAGUGUAGCGAGCCGUCCUCGGAGCAAGACGUCCCUAUCAGUGGUAAUCCCCUCUGGGAGGGAUUUAUUGAAAGUCUGGAGAAGAACGGCUACUUCAGAGGAGAGCUGGAGGGUUCUGCCCACUAUAAAGAACUAAUGUCGCAAGCGGAGACUUUCUUCAAACAAUCCGUCACCACUCCACACAGGUCAGCAUCUCUAAUUCCAUGCUUGAUGCGGAUCUCAAAACCCAUAGAUUCUCUGUAUUGUAGCUUCCCAUUGCAUGGAUUUUGUGCACAUGAAAUGCAGAAUUUAGCAUUUAUAUUGCUUUCUGAUGGUACGUGUCCUGCAAGGUCCCCUGGAGAUGAAGUUCUACAGGUGUUGCAAAGCUCCCCAUUUAGUAUAGAAGAGAUGAAGGAACAGGAAGCCAAUUUACCUCCUGAAGACAGUGAUAGCUGGCUCGACAUCUCGCCCCAGGAACUGGAUCGUCUGCUAGAAGAGACGACAGGUUUUGGCGCCAGACAAUCAAACUUGGGUCAAGACAACAAGCAGGAGGGAGCAAAGUGUGAAGAGGCGAGCUACAGCCUGGUAGCAGUGACACAGGGCGUGAAGAACUUCAUGAAGGCCGUGUCAUCACACGAGGGAGCUGAAUUUCCCUGGUCCCAUUCACAGGAGCCCUUCAGUUUUGAUCCCAGCUCCAUGGCCAAUACUUUGGAUAAACUCCUUGGAGGAAAUGCUGAGGAGUUGGAUUCAGAUGAUCUGGAAGAUGACAGCAUUGAUGAUGACGACGACGACGAUGAUGAUGAUGAUGAUGAAGAUGUCAACGAGGGAAAUGAAGGUGCUGCGGUGCCUGAGGGCAGAAGUGCAAAACUUGGAGGGGAAACAGGAGCUGAAGAUUUGGGCAGCCUUAGGAGAUACAUGGAGGAGAUGGACCACGAACUGAAGGAUACAAACAUUGGACAAAGCUUCUGCAAGCCUCAGGGCAUGGACAAAUCAGGUGUUGCUGAAGCGUUCCCACCAGAAGAGGAUGAGAUCCAGCCUCUGAAUGUAGACCUGAACCUGGUGGCUAAUCUCCUGGAGUCCCUCAGCUCCCAGGAGGGAUUGGCUGGGCCUGCCUCCAGUCUCCUGCAGAGCAUGGGUGUCCACCUGCCACCAAACGCUGACCAACCCUGAGCCCAAGACGUCAGACCCCCUCUCUAAAUGGCUGUAGUAGCAGCAGCGUGAAAAACUGCUGUCAGAUUGAAAUUAAGUAACUCUGACAUUUUUUUUCGUAAUCCUUUUUCUACAUAUGAAUGAGAUUCCUUUUUUAGUCCUAUUAUUAUCUUAAAUGACAUGGAUGCUCAUGAAGAUAUCAUCCUGUGAAUAUUAUAGAUUUUGAAAUAAACUUAUUUUGUAAAAAUG
Paramormyrops kingsleyae is the source of this 2493-nucleotide messenger RNA. RefSeq names its product ecdysoneless homolog (Drosophila) (gene ecd). The record is from RefSeq and is a predicted model, not a curated record. Gene Ontology annotation, cellular component: nucleus. Lineage: Eukaryota; Metazoa; Chordata; Actinopteri; Osteoglossiformes; Mormyridae.